This is a messenger RNA of Lobosporangium transversale, 1237 nucleotides long. RefSeq lists its product as hypothetical. The transcript has a single exon. Lineage: Eukaryota; Fungi; Mortierellomycota; Mortierellomycetes; Mortierellales; Mortierellaceae. Bases 32 to 1117 code for a protein of 361 amino acids. The record is from RefSeq and is a predicted model, not a curated record.
CGCGUCUUUUUACCAAAUACGUAAAAAAGGAAUGAUGCUUCUUACACGUUUACAUUGGCUUCAAGGACUCUCCAGGAAUACUCUAAAAAAUUCAUCCCAACUUUUGAUUGGAUCACAUGUCAAUUUAGCCUCUUACUCCAGACUCCUCUCUCGCUCCAUCCUAUUGAAGCGGAAUGAUGUCAACAAUGUUUUCUUGAUCAGGCACCUUCAUCAAUCAGCUGUUACUGCCUCUGAUGCUACUACUACCCAGCCAACUGCAACUACUGUUACUACUGAUGCCGCUGCUGCCGUUGCUGCUACUAUCCCCUCAUCAUCAUCAUCAUCAUCAUUGCAUUCAAAAGAUAUGGAAACACCAGUGUUGGCACACAGAUCAUAUAAACGUGGAAAUUACAGUCGAUUUGAGAGAACAAGAUAUCCAUGGACAAAGACGGAAGACGAGCUGGUAAUGAAACUAUUAAAAGAGAGCAGGAAGUUAUCAGAAUGUUACGGAUAUUUUCCUGAUAGAACCACUGAUGCAAUCCUUUGCAGGCUGUCACAUCAUCGUACGAGAGCAAAGGCAGAGUAUAUGAAGCAGAAUGACAUUAGUAUUAAAAGUGAAAGUCAAAGUCAAAGCGGAAGCGGCAGUGGAAGCAGUAACAAGGAAAGCGAUGGCCAUAAAAGUAGCGAGGAUAGCCGCCUUCAUAUGAAAGAUCUAAAAAAAAAUAAUACUCUUUUCAAGUAUUUCAAUUCUGCUUCAAGUCAAUGGACCCCUUUGGAGGAUCAAUUGCUCAGAGAAAGAGUCAAGAUGUUUAAAGAAGAAGGAGGAAGGAUCGCUUGGGCAAAGGUGGCCAACACAAUGAUCGAUAAUAAGCGUUUAUUACGGACGUCGACCAGUUGUCAACGACGAUGGAAUCUCCUCAGCAGCCAAAGGACUCGGAAGAUCGGAGCUUGGUCUACGGAAGAGAAGGAUGCACUGAAGGAGGCUAUUGUUGAGCAAACGGGGCCUAUAGGGAGCAGCGAAGACUAUAAAAGGCUUGAAAAGCCUCCUUUAAUCAAUUGGCGGAAGGUGGCAGAGAGGCUUGGAACUCGAAAUGAAACACAGUGUAGGUCGCGUUUCUUUAAUAACUUUCAUCCAUAAGGCAAGCGGAGAGAAGAAGAAUGAGGAGGAGAAGUGGGAGGAAUGGUGGAGUGUCGUUCGCUCUGCUUUUAAUCGCUACACAUAAUUUAAGGCAAACGUCUUCUCAAAUAAAUAUCGAAC